Molecule: messenger RNA, 1598 nt
Organism: Trichoderma reesei QM6a
Lineage: Eukaryota; Fungi; Ascomycota; Sordariomycetes; Hypocreales; Hypocreaceae
Exons: 2
Coding region: 346-1548 (400 amino acids)
Biological process (GO): phospholipid transport; mitochondrion organization
Cellular component (GO): ERMES complex; endoplasmic reticulum
Molecular function (GO): lipid binding
Source: RefSeq, a predicted model, not a curated record
UCAAUUCUGUUUGCUCCUUGUCACCUUCUCAAAAUACUCCAAGUAAAGCGUGUUGCAGCUGCUUCUUUCUGCUCCAUCGCUGAUGGAAAGGUACCGAAGACUGUGGGUAUUUCGCGGCACCUGAUUGGCUACUUCUGCUCGAAUGCGUAAAAGCUGUCCCAUUCAUGAAGGUACGUACAUCCACCUGAACCGUUGAUAUCAUGAUGCUUCGAUCAGACUCAACUUGAUCAAAUUCGCCUUUAAUCUUGCAACUGCCCACUACUGAGCAUCCAAUUUCUACUUUAUUUUACUCAAAUAAUGCCCUGGCUUUGACUGGAUGAGUGAGAACCGUCAGUUAUAGCGAGAAUGGCGGAUUCUUGCCCAGCUCGGCAUGAACCAACGCUCUCCUUCACUCAAGGCCUCAUAGUAGGCCAGCUCUCUGUUGUCCUCAUCCUAGCCGCCUUCAUCAAAUUCUUCAUCUUCGGCGAGGCCCCCUCGCCCGACGUGGCCGCCUCGCUCCGAGCCACGGAGCGAAGAUCGCGGACUCUCGCCCACAAGCAGUCUCUGCUGCGCCUCCGCUCGCCCAGCCAGCGCGUCGGCCAGCCGCUCAACCGCAAGAAGUCGACGGUCCUGCGCAGCCCGCCGACGCUCACCAUCGGCUCCAUCCUCAGCAAGACGUACUACAACGUCGACAGCCACCAGCCCGAGAGCCUCGACUGGUUCAACGUGCUCAUCGCCCAGACCAUUGCCCAGUUCCGCAGCGACGCCCAGCACGACGACGCCAUCCUCAACUCCCUCACCAAGACGCUCAACGGCGACUCGCGGCCCGACUUUGUCGACGAGAUCCGCGUCACCGAGCUCAGCCUGGGCGAGGAGUUCCCCAUCCUCAGCAACUGCCGCAUCAUCCCCGUCGACGAGGACGGCAUCAGCCUGGGCAGCCAUGCAAAGUUUGAUCCCGCCACCGCCGCCCGCGACGGCACUCGCCUCCAGGCCCGCAUGGACGUCGACCUCAGCGACAUGCUCACCCUCGCAGUAGAGACGAAGCUCCUCCUCAACUAUCCCAAAAAGCUGUCUGCGGUCCUCCCGGUAGCCUUGUCCGUCUCGGUGGUGAGGUUCAGCGGCACGCUGUCUAUAUCGUUCAUCCCGAGCAACCCUUCCCAGUCCACUCCGACCAUGAUGGCAUUCAACUUCCUCGACGACUACCGGCUAGACUUUUCCAUCAGGAGCCUGCUCGGGAGCCGCUCGCGGCUCCAAGACGUGCCCAAAAUCGCACAGCUGAUCGAGUCUCGGCUGCACAGAUGGUUUGAUGAGCGGGCAGUGGAGCCACGAUUCCAGCAGAUUGCGCUGCCGAGCCUGUGGCCCAGGAAAAAGAACACCAGAGGGCCCGACGAUGCCAUGGCAGAUGGGGGUGCAGCUUCUUCUGGCCUCUCCAAGGGCAAAGAGAGAGAUUCCUCAGUGGGGGCUGAUGGCCGGGAACAGGCUACUCUACGACACCGUCGACCUUUGGGCGACGAUGAGUACACCAAGGAAGGGUCUCUCCGCAGCCUUAGCAGGGAUACGAGGAUCUAGAGUAUGAGUUAUAUUCUUUCUUUGCUGAGGCGGAGACUGCCACUCCAAAG